Molecule: messenger RNA, 966 nt
Organism: Papaver somniferum (opium poppy)
Lineage: Eukaryota; Viridiplantae; Streptophyta; Magnoliopsida; Ranunculales; Papaveraceae
Exons: 2
Coding region: 1-966 (321 amino acids)
Source: RefSeq, a predicted model, not a curated record
AUGUCAGGAAGAAGAGGAACCAGAAAUACGAGAAAUACUCGAGGUAAUGAGAAUGGGGAAGCUCCUAAUUUUGCUGAGAUGAUGAGGUUGAUGACUGAGGCAAUGACAAACCAGACCACUAUCCUUACAGCUUUCAUGCAGAACCAUAAUAGGAAUCAUAAUGCGCCUCCGCCUCCGCCACCAGAUGGGAAUGUUGAUGGUCAUAUCCCACAAGGUGAUGGAGCCCAAGCGGCAUGGAUGAACCUGCUGGAGAAGUUCGUAAGGUUGAAACCACCCAUAUUUGAGGGUUCAACUGAUCCACUAGUUGUGGACAAGUGGAAGGAGGAUAUCGAGAAAAUAUUUGUAGCUAUGAGAUGUAUUCCUGUACAAAGACAACAAUUAGCGGUUUUCCAAUUGUCUGGUGAAGCAAGAAAUUGGUGGAAGAAUGCUUCUAUAGGACUGGAUGAAAAGACUCUUACCUACGCUGCAUUUUAUGAGAGGUUUGAUACAAGGUAUUUCCCUGCAGUCGUGAGACACAAGAAGAUUAAGGAGUUUGUUUAUUUGGAACAAGUGAAUCCUAUGCUCGUGGAUGAUUACCUCGAAAAGUAUAUCUCCUUGCAACGUUUUGCACAUUUCAUGGUUGUGGACAGUUCCAGAGCUACUGAGGCUUAUUGGUUAUGGCACGGAGAAAUUAGGGAAAUUUCUAAAGAAGAAAAACAAAAGCCUUUUAGUAACUCCAAGCAAGGGAACAAGUACCAGAAUCAAGGUAAUAGGAACAAGGGAAAUGGAGAUUUCCGAAGUGAUAGAAAUAACUCGGGUGGCUGGAAGAGACAAAUUUCUGAUUUUGUUAGCAAUACAAAUACUGGAACCGUUAAUGCCGCCACUUUUCCUAUUUACUGCUACAAUUGUUGGGAUGCUGGAAACAAGAGUUUUGAGUGCACUAAUCCGAGGCGUCAACGACCUAAGACAUCAUGCGACAACAAAUGA